This is a messenger RNA of Columba livia (rock pigeon), 1819 nucleotides long. RefSeq names its product collagen and calcium binding EGF domains 1 (gene CCBE1). The record is from RefSeq and is a predicted model, not a curated record. The transcript is spliced from 11 exons. Gene Ontology annotation, molecular function: calcium ion binding. The coding region runs from base 71 to 1252 and encodes 393 amino acids. Lineage: Eukaryota; Metazoa; Chordata; Aves; Columbiformes; Columbidae.
GGGUCGGCGCAGCCCCGCCGCCGGCCGGGGCGGGCAGAGCCGGCGCGGCGCGCAGGGGAGAGGCGGCCCGAUGGGGCAGCCGGCCGGCAGCCUGGCCCCGCUCCGGCUGCUGCUGCUCCUGGCGCUGGGGCACGCCUGGACCUACCGGGAGGAGCCACAGGACGGCGACAGGGAGGUUUGCUCCGAGAACAAAAUCGCCACCACCCGGUACCCUUGCCUAAAGCCCACGGGCGAGCUCACCACCUGCUUCAGGAAAAAAUGCUGUAAGGGUUAUAAGUUUGUUCUUGGACAGUGCAUCCCUGAAGACUAUGAUGUCUGUGCGGAAGCUCCGUGUGAACAGCAGUGCACAGACAACUUUGGGCGAGUCUUAUGCACCUGCUACCCCGGGUACCGCUAUGACCGGGAGAGGCACAGGAACAGGGAGAAGCCUUAUUGCCUGGAUAUUGAUGAGUGUGCCACAAGCAAUGGGACACUGUGCUCUCAGAUCUGUGUCAACACCAUGGGCAGCUACAGGUGUGAGUGUCACGAAGGCUACACCCGGGAGGAGGACGGCAAGACAUGCACCAAGGGAGACAAAGCUGGGCUUCCUGAGAAAUCUGAAAAUGCGGCAAAACCGGGGACAUGCUGCGCCUCUUGUAAGGAAUUUAAUCAAAUAAAGCAGACGGUUUUACAACUGAAGCAAAAGGUUGCUUUGCUACCAAAUAAUGCUGCUGAUCUUAGCAAGCAAAUCACUGGUGAAAAAGUGCUUGCAUCAAAUGCAUAUAUCCCUGGCCCCCCAGGUCAGCCUGGCCAACAAGGUCCUCCAGGGGCUCCAGGACCAAAAGGGAGUCAAGGAGUUCCUGGGUCACCUGGACCUCCCGGACAGCCAGGCCCUCGUGGAUCAAUGGGACCUAUGGGCCCAUCUCCAGACAUAUCACAUAUUAAGCAGGGCAGAAGGGGCCCCGUGGGCCCACCAGGAGCCCCAGGGAGAGAUGGUAGCAAGGGGGAGCGAGGUGCACCAGGACCAAAGGGGAUACCUGGCCCACCAGGCUCAUUUGAUUUCCUGUUACUGAUGAUGGCAGACAUCAGAAAUGACAUCGCUGAGCUGCAAGAGAGAGUGUUUGGACACAGGACUCAUUCAUCAACAGAGGAAUUUCCAUUACCUCAGGAAUUUACAAACUAUCAUGAUACAGUAGAUUUUGGAUCUGGAGAAGAAUACAAACCACGGGCAGCACCCAGAGACUCCAGGAUACAGAAGGCAGCCCAUCCUUAGCUAUGCCUACUGAAAAAUAGAGCCCCUUUAGAGUUCUUCAAUAUAAAAAUGCACUGACAAUGUAAAAUACGUUUUUUCCCCCGUUUUCUCUCUGCUUUUCCCCAAUCAUGCUGCCUGUACUGUAGCUUUCCUUGUUCAUGGUAGCCUCCUUGCAGCAAUUCCAUACUGUCAAGCCUGCACUGUGCAUUGUACCCAGACUAUCAAGAAAACCUUUUUAGUAUGUAAUACAAUUAAGGCAUGCUCUAGCUAAUGGCACAGACCACAGCAUUUCAUCUGCCUACCUUGCAUUCUAUGUCCAGUACCCAAAUUUUGCCAGGGGUAGAGGCAUGGUUGAACAUCAUCCCCGAAUGACAUCAACAGUGAAAACAUUGGUCCACAGUUACUUCAUACAUGUAAAUGUAUUACACCACUGAACUCAAGUCUCCGGCUACUGUCCCCAGGCUUAGGACAGUGUGAAAAGUGGAUCCCUCUUUCACAGCAGGGGCCAGCUGUAAGUGAAACAUCUUCUAUUAUGUCCCACCAUGGCAGAAAAAAAGAAAAAAAAAUACAGCCAAGCAGUGAUACAAG